CAAAAAAUUCGUAUGUCCUCCGCGAGUUUAGCCGUCCUCGGAGGCCGACCGUUUCCCACCACCAUCAUCUCCUCCUCCGACUCUCGACGAUUCCCGGUUUCCUUUCCAGAUAACGCAAAAUACUAACUUACGAUUACAAGCCUAUAAAUUCGGCGGUACGAACGAAUAGGCGAUAAAAAUUCAUGCCGCCGUGCCUCACCGUGAAGUGAGUGCUUCACCAUGAUGUAGCUGAGGCCCGCCGGAGGAGCAUCUGGAUUAUGCAAGGUGAAUUAUUUAUCGAACUCGCGAGGCGGCCAAUUAAUUCGAGAUAUCUCAACGCGCCAUUCAUCAAAGUUGCAACGACUUAAUAAUAAUUAACAGUCACUCUCGCCGGUAAAUAUCAGUUGGCGUCAAAUAGCUUUCUACCGAGGCGGUAGAAAAGAGAUAUUCCCGUGGAAUGUCAUUCUCGCAGAUUUGGGAAAGGAAUCGCGAGUAGGAAUUCUGCGCAUAAAAUCGCGAAACGCGAUCGAGAGUUUGAGUUUCGCAGGCCAUUCAUUCUUGUUCUCUUUUUUCGUAUUUUUUUUUUUUUUUUUAUUUUUCUUUCGGCGAAGCGGAUGUUUUCAUUCAUCAGUCGACUAAUAACAUCGUGUUAAGAUGACACAAUUAUUAAAAUUAUACUCAAAAUAUACAUUUUGCCACGCGACGGAUUUACGUCGUGUACUUGAUGACCAGAGUUAAGUUUGAUGAAUGAAUUGCAAUUUUCAGGCCGCGAGAAGGCAUUCACGAGUCGCGCAGCUUCAUGAUUUUCCGCCGCUUUUCUGCGGCACGCGUCGCUCGACGCGUUUAUCACAGGCGCCGCUUACAAGCUUGCAACCUGCGAUCCUUUCGCCGACGAGGAGACGAGUACCGAGUGACGAAACAGCCGCCGACUGGAUUAUGUUGGCCGAUAUUGCAAACGCGGUAGUGGCGCGUCUCCUUACCGAGAGCCGAGUCUGUCCCAGAUUCGCGCGAGAUGCACUUCUCCAUGCGAACAUUAACCGACCUGCCGAUACUUGGCGCUUCGCCAGUGAUUGAUUCUCCGGUAUAACGACCCCUUCGAGCUUUCCCGUCGCUAGACCUUACGUGAUCCAGGUAUUAAUUUAGGAAAUCGAUGACUAUUCAAUGCUCCAUCGUUGCUUGCGUCUCGUGAAUUAUCGGUUUGUCAUUACCGCGCGAUAUUUAAUCGAUCACACUGUGUUAAUCGGGGCAACCUAUCUCCGUAAACCUGUCGCGUCGGACGCGGGAUGGACCUUUGGAGUCGAUGUGAGAGCUUCAUCCUUCAUUAAUAACGUGAUCACGAUAAUCGCGCACCUUGGAUAAAUCCCCUGGACGAUUAGAUUUCUUUAAACUCUCAGCGAAGAACUUCGCAUUGCAAAGGAAGACGGUUAUAUUUUAACUUUCAUACCUUCCAAUUCGUUGUUACCAACGCCAAGCGUUACCUCACUUUGUGCGUUUCCAACAUUAAUUUUAUUUUGUCCGGAUAAUUACUUUAUUUAUAUUUUUCCGUCAUUAUUUAUUGAAUUUCGACGGCAUCGCGUGACCAACUUAUUCGGACCUCUCGUCUUUCUGCCGAUUAAUAAUGAUCUCUACUAAUUACCGUUAAAUGAACGUCGGUUUAUCGCGCCGCUAUCGGUUCGCAGGGCUGCUUAUGUACGAUCGAUACACGAAAGUGUGUCAGCUCUAAUCACAGUCGCGACACUCGCACGCGUGUCCUCGUGUACGCCGUUGCUCGUUUCAUUCACGAGCGAUCGUCCCCGCGUCGCACUUGCACAUGGUGGUGCGGUGAUGACGGUUCAGUUAAAAAUAACGACCGGCGAACGCGUCAGUUAUUAGACCACGCGGAGGGAUCGCGGCCAGAAUAGCUUGAAGCGCUUAAUCCAGAGAAAAGCUGUCUUACUUUAUUUACUUAUUUGCGAUAUACCUUGUGUCCAAGUCACAUUAUUUGUCAUAUAUAAUUUGAGAGAUUUUGUCAUCAGAUCACGAAAAUAAUGUCGUCUCUAAGAUAUCCUCCAUUCGAUGAAAUUAUGAUGUUUUGAAGAGAAGAAGAUUUUGUAACAAAACUUGUCAUAUCAUCGUUGGAUAUUUUAAUUGAGUGUGAAAGAUCCGAAAUACUUUUCCUCAGACCGUCUAGCCUUGGAGGAGAAAUUUAUCGAGCCAAAACCUCUAAAUAGUCAGUUUCACCGCUAGAAGGUCUCGAGAGAGAUAUCCAAAGACGAUGUCGUGAAUCGCGGUAAUUAUCUAUUUUAAGUGGACUUUAAAUUUUAACUAGCUAUAAAAUAUUAUUUUACGCGGCACAUAGUCUCAAGGAAAGGAUUUAACGGACGGAAUUUUACAUGAACCUUCAAGUGGUCACUUUUGCCGAUAGAAGUCUUAUAAGAACGACGAUGCCUUGAAUUGCGAUAAUUAUCGUUUUGCCCGAUUGGUCAUCGCACCUGAGAGCGAUUGGUAAGAAUCGCUGAAAUUAUAAUAACGUGAGUUACAGAUUAAUCCGAUGGAUUCUAACUCUCUCUCUUCGUUACACAGGGUGCCCGCGACGUUGGCAUUUGGGUACAUCACGCCGUGCGAAGAAACGAACGAGAUUGCGGAAUCUUAAUAAAUCGAUAAUCGAUUACACCGAUGAUCAGACGCUCCUUGGGACUCUUUCAUAAACGCAGCGCUUUCGAAUCGCUUGCAUAAACAUCAGCUAAGGUAACGCGAUUGUCCUUGAAUAAUAUUUCGCGCCCAUUUUCGUUUGUUGCGUACAUUACUAAGCGAGAGAUAAAUCAUUUCUUGUUCGCCGAAAAUGGACUCGCGAUCGUUUACGCUUGUCGCCUCCCACGAACGAGAAACCAAGAUUGGGUAAGUUAACAUUUUUUUUAACUAAAUUAAGUUAAAGUUAAUGGCUUUGAAAAUUUAACUUAGUUAAGAUAAAGUUAACCCAUAAUGAAAUCAAUUGAAUUAAAAGUUAAGUUAAUAAAAAAAAGUAAUUCAAAAGUUAAAUUUGUUUUACUUCAUGACUUCAGUUUUACAAGUAAUGGAAAAAAUAAAUAUACACCUUAUUUAGAAACUUGUUUUAUUUACAGAUAUUUAUUAAGUUUAAGUAAUAAAGUUUUUUCGUCAUUUCUGUCGGACAUUUUUUCUCGGAGAUUGUCGAAAAUGAGCCCUCCUGCACUGAACAGCCUUUCGAUGUCUCGUGACACCUUUAUAACAUGAUUAACUUCAAGAUAAUUGAAUUAAAAGUUAAUAGUUAAAAUGUAACUAAGUUAAAAGUUAAGAGUAUAAAAAUGUAAUUAAGUUAAGUUAAAGCUAUUUAACUUUUUAAUUUAACUUUUAACUUUUUAACUAGUUACUACCCAACCCUGGAAAUAAUGAAAAAUGUCAAAAUCGAUGGACAGCCAGUGAUAGGAGGCUUGUAACACUUUUGCCCCGAUGAAUUUUAGAAUGCAUCGGAUAGUGAAAUUGAACCUUCGCAAACGAUUGAAAAACGUAUUGAAUAUGCCUUCGCAAACGACUGAAAUUUCUCGUAUUGAAUAUGCCAGGUACACAAUUUUUCUUCCGCUGAUUGUCAGGAUUCAGCCUGUAGGGUCCGCUGAUUUGAGUUUACUUUGAACGAUUCGGUCUGCGAGCAGUCGCGAUAGGAAAUUGUAUAUGUAGAAAAACAUCCGGGAUAAAAUUAGAAGCAGGAUUCUCAAGUUCAGUCUUGGAUUAUCGAGAUCGCUUGAAGUUUUAACAUUCUGUUUAACGAGAGAGAGAAGGAGAUAGCGUUAAAUAAAUCACGAGCAAGUCCUGGGAUUAUCGCUCGACCUCGUUGAGAAUUCCUCGUCGAUCGGCUCUCUCGCGAGUGAAAAAUAACUCGAGAUAAAUCCGGGUGGCGCUUGCAAAUUAGCGUUUCGCUCCUGGAGCCAAUACUCGGCCCUGGGCAAUUUUUCCUUCGCUGCAUCUUCGCCGCCGCGGUAAAAACGCGGGGUAAAAACGCCGAGGGAUAAAUCAGGAUAACGCGACAGCCGCGGUGCAAACGCGGCAACGCGAACUUCUACAGCGAUUUUUCGUAACAAGCGAUACUUUAUUUAUUUAUGAUGCCGGAGUUGCGUGCGCCGGACUAUAAUUUCGCGCGUACGUCGCGUAUAUGUGCACGCGCGCAUGUGUGUGUGUGUGUGUGUGUUGGCGUUGCGCAAGGAUAUUUUUGUAUAUCCUCUCGGGAAAGACUGUUCUCGUCGAGAGAGGAGGUGUAUCGAACCUUUUGCCAAAGUUAUGUAACCGUGAGAGUGAUGGCAUCGCGUCGGUCACUAUUACGUUGUCACUGUUACAUUGAACUAUCUGUAAAUUGCCACUACCUCCUUUGUUACGACACGCCAAUCGAAAAAUCGCGGUUCUCGGUGAAACCUUUAGGCCACGGUGUCGUCCGAUGUACGUUAUCCUGCGACAACUUCCUUUCGCUAGUCUGCCUUUGGGAGAAAACGGUGUAAAAUCAGAUAGUCGACUACCAGAACUCUAUCUCGACCAGGAAAAUAAGAGUUCGUCCGGUUAAUCCUUCGUCCUGCUUAAUCCUUCGACGCAAGGAUUAUGCUCAUACUCCGAAUUCGAUAGAUCUAUUUUUAGCUUUGUUUUCACCUUCUUUCUGAAGAAUACAGAAGUAAUGCCACGCUUAUAAAAAAGAGUUCCAGCGAUAAACAAUUGUAAUAAAAAGGGACGGAGUGCUAACUUUUUAUAUUCUCGGUACGAUCUACACUAAGAAAAGAAAUAUCUAAGAAAUAAAAAAUUUUUGCUCGGUGAGUGUUAAUAAUACGUCUAUUUGAAUUUAAGUUAAAUUUAAAUUCUUUUAAAAUUAUAAUAAAAUAAACCACAAUGUUUUCAUGAAAAACUAAGGUCUUAAAAAAAUGAAUAUUUUCUUAUUUAAAAAAUACUUUAUAUUAAUGUAAAUAAUAUGUAUUAUUAUAGUACUCACCGAAUGUAAAUAUUUUUCUCUCUCAAUAUAACGAUUCGGAAAUAAUUGGCGACUUAUUCAUUGAGGAAAAACCGAGUACAAAUUGAUACAAAAAUUUCCUCAGCCGAUUUUUAUCAGUUUCAUCGGUUUAUCCAUAAUUCAUUGUAUAGAAAUUGAUCAUUAAUGCCUUUGCAUCGAAAUAAUAAAAAACAACUCGUUUUCUAAUUAUUUUAUAUGCGUGCCCCGUAAUGAUGUUACGUCAUAUUGUAUUAUAUUGCUUGUAUUAUAUACGUUAUCGUCCUAUCGCGAUAAUUAACGAUACAAUGUGUCAUUUUUACUACAACUGAGCCAUUUCAGAUAGCAGCUGUUCUACGUCGGAGAUAUCGGGGACUGGAAAUUGCUUUCCCUUUAUUCAAUGCGCUUCGAUGCGCUUCGUUAGGGGAGCGGCCCUCCUCCUUUCCUUUCCUCUGCGAUUCGAGUCCGUUCAUCGGCGGUUCUCUCAAUAUCGAUCAAGGCAAUCGCUACUGUUGUAGGAUCGCGGAAUUCGCGUUGGAUGGGUUCGGCGACGAGCGGUCGUGCGCGGCGGCAGGAAUAAAAUGUCAGCAGAAGAAACGGCGCAUCCUAUUAGGGGGCGAACGCAUCCUAUUAAAGGUUCAGAGAUCGCAUUGUUCGUCCGCGUGCCCUUAAACAAGCCAGAUCGCGCGCAGGUUCGUCGUCGUGACGACGCUGGCCUUUAAAUCGCCGACGAUAAAUCCCCGGAUGUCGUUCCCCGUGCGCGACGAUCGCACACGAUCGCAGGUGCACCCGCGUGCUGGAGGAUACGCCGCGGACUCACUUACGCAUGUCCUCGUAACGUCACUUUAUCCCGCGCCGCGAAUAAAAUUCGCGUGCCGCGAUGAAUCUCGUCAUUUAUUCCCGUAAUGAACGGCGAGGACAGUUAGGAUUAACCCUCGCUCAUAAAUUCACAGCCCCGCGCCACGUAGCGCGACUUUGUUAAGGAUCUCUCCUUAACAAAAAUGUCGAGGCAGGUUUCGUAUUCCAGCCGAGACUCCGAGAUCUUUGCGAUCCUCGCGUGGGACGAUAACGUAAACUCUGAUAUUUCUAAUAGCGAUUAAAAAUGUCUAUUAGAAAUAAUUGUAAUAACAUUGUAGAAUAUAGUUAUAAUUAUAUUUAUUGUAAUAAUAUGUUAUAAUUAUAGUUAAGUGGGAAACAACGCUGUUACCAUUGCAAGUUACUUUUUGUCAAUAACGACCUGAUAACGAUGUCAUUUUUUUUCUUUACUAUAAUGGUAACGCAAUUGCUUUUUUUUAAGUUACGGUAACAGGUAUAAUUGCUAUUACUGUCAUUACUUUGCACAUAUAGGAUAUAACAGAUAGUUAUAUGGAGUAAAUGGCAACAACAUAAGAAGGAUCUUCAAAACGUGAAAAGCAACGGAAAUUGUAACGACUCGCUAAGUACUUCUUGACGAAUAACGAUACCGCGUUACUUUUAAAAAGUAAAUGUCCCAAUUCUGUAAUUAAAUAACGAUGAUAAUGAUAAGAAUAUUUCCGAGCUGACACGUCAGUGAAUAAAAAGUUGUAGUACUUGGCUCUAUGUGUUUCGCAACGUAUCUCGUGUCCGUUAGAAAAUGUAUUUUCUAAGAAUUACGUGGAAACAUAAAUUCUUCUACUAGAUACGGAAUGCUUUACGAAAUUCAUCAAGGUAAAAGUGCCGUGAUCUUUUAUCCACGAUAGCGAAUAAUUAAUUAAUUUUAACGUACAAUAGCGAAUAAUGAACAAAUAAGAAAUAAGGAUCAAUGGACGACGAUAAGAAGGACACUCUUCUCCCACAAGGAACAAAACCCACCUGAUGAGAUGUCGGCUCACUAUCGACACGUGCUCGAAAUCGCUAUUAUGACAUUCCGCCUCGUCGAUGAACCAUAUAUCCGUCCACAUUCCCGGAUGACCUCGCGACUGUCGGGUCGCCGACUUCGAGAACAAUGUUAAGAAGGCCCGUUAAAGCACACAGACACACAUACACGCACCAACACCACGCACAAAACGGACGAUUGUCGCGUUUAGCGAGUCGCACGCAGACGACGAUAGCCGUUCGCGCGGAUCGCCCCUUUGUGGACGACGACGAGAGAGGGAGAAGAGCGACGCGAUGCAUCGUUCACCAGGUAUAUAAAGAUGAGGACCUGCAGGAGCACGGAUUCGCCGACAGGACUCCGGUAUACGAUCCCAUUUGUGGUACAGGACGGCCGCGAUAUCGAGGUGCUCUCUCGAGAUGCGUGCCAGGUGAUGCAGUGCGAAGUGUCAUCCUCAUCCUCAUCGUCCCCGUCAUCGUCAACGUCACUGUCACUGUCGUCGUAACUGACAGCCUCACAAUGGUUCAUCGCGGGAUCAUCCUUUCGCUGGUCUGGUGUUUGCUGUCGUACCCAGCGUGUUUCUCGGCCGAGAAACUGGCGCCGGAUCAGCAGGCGCCAUUGUUUGCCCGCGGCUCCGGAGGUCUGAUCCUGAAGCCACCGUUCGAGGGCCCAAGUGCGGCCGCGAGUCCGGCGAUCUCCACGAACGUCAUCAACGAAGACGGCGUCGAGAGGGAAGAGACCGCGAGCUUCAAGGUCGUAGACGGCGAAUUGGUGCGAGUGGUGGAAGGACAUUUCUCCUACAAAAGUCCCGAAGGAAUCCCCGUCUCUGUUAAUUACGUCGCGGACGAGAACGGGAAUCGAGCCGGUUUCAGGCUGGGCGCCGCCGCACUUGGUAUAACACCAUCUCGCAUCAAUGUCGCAGUACCGAAACCAAGAGUACUGGGACCAGGAGGCGGCACUACGUACUUGCCGCCGAAGUCGCCGUCGUCUAACGUCGAUCGCAGCUAUCUACCGCCGCAUUAACGAACCUGGGGAUUCGUGUCUCUAGGCGCAUUUUCGCAUAACAUUUUCGUGCAAACUGAUCGGUGACAAAAACGCAAACUCUCGAUGAACACGACGACGUUCGUCUUUCCUCGUAAUAAGAAUCCCGAUGCAGGAAUAUUAUUCGAGGUGCGACGAUUCGUAAGCCGCGCGCGAGCCAUUGUGAAAAUCAAAAAUUCGAAUUGCUAUAAAUUAUUUUAAAUCUCUGGAAGUAACGAUAAAUAUGCAACGACGCGAAUAUUAUUCGAAGUUUUAUGGACUUUGAGUUUCAGUGUUUGUACUUUACUACGGCAAAGAAUCUCACCUCGGUAUACGACUAUCGCAAUGUUUCGUUCUCGAACUAUCGAAACCGCAAGUGAUGUAUCGAUGCUCGGUGAAAUUUUGAUAGAAGAGAAUCUUCGCAGCACGCGCGCGCGAAAAAUAUUACCAUGUUUUCGACGAGCGUGCUUAUCAUUAGCAAGAACCUCCUGUAAGUUCACGACAUUUGCACAUUGUUCGUGAUACAAUGUGACAUCGUGCAUUUUCACUGUCACAGGGAUUUGUGCAUCGCGAUAUUUGAUGCACUCGAUAGACAGAACAUACUCAUGUAUUGCAUGACGUGAGAGCUCAUGUUUCCAUCAUACAUUCAACAUUGCAAAUGCCUCACCAUUCACUAGUUUGAUAGUUGCCAAAAAUUUAUUAAGAGAAAUAAGUAAAAAGUUAAUGUGUAAAAUUUAUAUAAAUAAUUAAGUAGAAAGUAUAUACGUAUAUACGUAUAUAUGCAAGUUGAAAUUAUGCUAGCCAAUCACAAAGUAAGCUGGCCACGUGUAACUCUAUUGGCGUUUCCUCUCGAGAGAAAUGCAAGAGCUCACUGAGUGUUCAGUGAAUGGUUACAGUACUGAAUACACGCACUGUGUGAAGCGUCGUGGAUGUUAUUUUCACGUGCAUAAAUAAAAGUGCUCACGUUGCUGUAAUAGAAACACCAGCAAAUUAUUCGCAAUGUCAAAGUCAACAAAAUCAGAGUACUAUCUGUCGGAUGAAGAAAUGUAAAUAAUUUUGUCCAAAAUGCAAAGAAUUUACAUUUUCAGUAUUGAUCUAAUGAGUAAUACAGUUGAAUAAAUUUAAAUAAAUAUACAAUUAGCG
Molecule: messenger RNA, 8930 nt
Organism: Odontomachus brunneus
Lineage: Eukaryota; Metazoa; Arthropoda; Insecta; Hymenoptera; Formicidae
Exons: 3
Coding region: 6900-7790 (296 amino acids)
Source: RefSeq, a predicted model, not a curated record